Molecule: messenger RNA, 594 nt
Organism: Brassica oleracea var. oleracea
Lineage: Eukaryota; Viridiplantae; Streptophyta; Magnoliopsida; Brassicales; Brassicaceae
Product: 10 kDa chaperonin
Exons: 3
Coding region: 88-384 (98 amino acids)
Cellular component (GO): mitochondrial matrix
Molecular function (GO): protein-folding chaperone binding; protein folding chaperone; ATP binding
Source: RefSeq, a predicted model, not a curated record
UGCUAUCUAGAACAUUCGGUCUUCCCCGUCUUCUUAAAAGCCCUAGAAUUCCUCAGACUCAGCCCCAGAGAGCGAGAGAGAGAAGAAAUGAUGAAGCGUCUGAUCCCAACGUUCAACCGCAUCCUGGUGCAGAGAGUCAUCCAGCCUGCUAAAACCGAGAGCGGCAUCCUCCUCCCUGAGAAAGCCUCCAAGCUGAACUCGGGCAAGGUGAUAGCAGUUGGACCUGGAUCAAGGGAUAAGGACGGGAAAUUGAUUCCGGUCUCUGUCAAGGAAGGUGACACUGUUCUUCUUCCAGAGUACGGCGGGACUCAGGUCAAGCUCGGCGAGAAGGAGUACCAUCUCUUCCGUGAUGAGGACGUCUUGGGGACGUUGCACGAAGAUUGAGAAGGCUAAGUAGCUACGAGUGGCGGUCUUGUUGGCGUUUUAUGUUAUGGGAAGAGAACAAGCAACUUAUUUUAUUAAGUUUAUCUUUGAAUGUGGUUGGACAUGUCAUUGAAAUUUUACCUUAAAUGGACUAUCUUAAUCCCUUAUGAGUCGUUCUUGUUUUUCCAAAUGGUCAUCAAUCUUAAGAGAAGUUAACUUGACUGUUGCAUC